Molecule: messenger RNA, 670 nt
Organism: Manihot esculenta (cassava)
Lineage: Eukaryota; Viridiplantae; Streptophyta; Magnoliopsida; Malpighiales; Euphorbiaceae
Product: homeobox protein knotted-1-like 2
Exons: 4
Coding region: 23-469 (148 amino acids)
Cellular component (GO): nucleus
Molecular function (GO): DNA binding
Source: RefSeq, a predicted model, not a curated record
AGUAGGCUACUCUUUGGAGGAAAUGGAGAGUAAUAGGAUUACUAGUAAGGGAAAAGAAGAUGAAGAAGCAGAGGCUGAGGCUGAGGCUGAGGCUGAGGCUCUCAAGAAGAGAAUCUCUAGCCAUCCUUUGUAUGGACUCUUGGUUCAGACUCACAUGGACUGUUUAAAGGUUGGUAGCGUUGAUGAUGCAGAUCAAAGCCAUGGGAAUAUGAAGCAGAAGCUAGCUGCUGGUACAGUGCCCAGUUCAAGCUUGUUAACUCAGCCAGAGCUUGAUCAUUUCAUGGGCAUGCAGGAAGCUUAUUGCUUAGCUCUAAGCAAGUUGAAAGAAGCAAUGGAAGAACCUCAGCAUGAAACAGUAGCUUUCAUCAAAACCAUGCACAUGCAACUUAGAGACCUCACCACAAACUAUCCUCAAUCUCCUGAUGAUCCUUCCACCACUUCAUCAGAUCUCAGGAGGAAGCAUGAAUAGAUAUAUAGCUAGCUAGUGCAUGAUGGACCCACUCCCCGAGGAUGAACAAAAUGCAGAGUUUCUUUUGUCUGCUAAUUAAUUAUAUUCAAAAACUUUGUCUCAGGAGUUUUCAUGUAACAUAAUACUAGCAGCUAUGAAUUAGAAGUACGCUCCAUCUUAACAUUUAAGUGUAUUUUUUUUUAAUUUAUUCUGUUAAAUUUA